Coregonus sp. 'balchen' is the source of this 6688-nucleotide messenger RNA. Lineage: Eukaryota; Metazoa; Chordata; Actinopteri; Salmoniformes; Salmonidae. The record is from the annotation of a GenBank genome assembly.
AUGCCAUCACCCCAACAACCCAUUUGUUUUAUCUGGUCAUCUAUGGCUGUUAGCGGGGUGAGUCUUAUUUCUCAGGCCGGGGACGUGGAUGCCCCGGGAGCGGCUCUGGCUGCUAUGUCCUCUUCCAAUACGUCAUUGUCCGCCAACCCCACGCCAGAUGCGGACACCCGUGGCUGCGAGAACGGUGCCUUGAUGGACUCUUUCGGCAUCUUCCUGCAAGGCCUGCUAGCGAUGGUGGCCUUCAGUACGCUGAUGUGUGAGUACAUCCAGCCAGACGCCCACUCUGACUGUGGAAAUGUGACUUCUUUAUUGUAGUUUGUUCAGUAUAGGCUUAAUGUAAAAUUGAAUUUCACUGUGCAGUGUUGAAAUUGGAUAACCUGCUUAGGCUACUUGUUUUUAAUUGAUGUCUGUCUGUUUUCGAUCGGCAAGAAUCACUGGCAGUCAUGGCAUUCACUGUGUCUCAAAAGACUGGAUUGGACAGUUGCCUGUUCUGUCCAAAGUAUCUAUGUUGUCCCAUCCCUGUAGUGUUCCGUUUUGGCAAUGUAGUUUGUCCUCCUCUUUGACCUUUGAGUCAUUGUCAGUGUUGCCCUGGUAAAGAGGAACUUCAGUCACAGCAGCAAGAGUUGAGGAAUGUUCAGCUCUCAGAGCAGUGUUGAUGCCUGAUGCAGCUUUCUUGUCAGGAAUUGAUUGGGCCUAGGCUUGCAUCAGUCACACAGCCCAGCUUACAUGCAGGGUGUGUCAGUAGUUACACACUCCAUACAAAUAACAGAGUAGUAUGAGGGAGCCUGAAGUCACAGCAUACCCAUAUUAACAUUCCACUGUAAACAUUUGUUUGGGCAUCACACUAGGAAAACCAGCUCCCAUUUUGACAGGCGACAUAGACACAUACUUUACACAGACACACAUGCACGCACACAGUAAAGUGCUUAACACACACUAGGAGAUUGUUGUCUAGUGGUACCAUAGCUGAAACACAAAUUGAGGAUUAGGGAAUGUCCGGUAGAUUAGUGACUAGUUGAGUCAUAAAGCAUUGAACCACUUCUCACCCAGCAAUCAAUCGUGUGUAAUGGAGGUUAGGAGAAGGGGGGGGCAUGGAAACAAGAUGACUAUUGUUGGGAACAGCCAGAGCUUUAUUUGUCAGCCAUUACGUCACGUUGAGAAAAUACACACACUCACACAGGGAUUAAUUAAAGUGUAGGCCUAGAUUUUAAAAGAACCCAGUGGCUUGUGCGUCUUGUACACAUAGGGGCCUAAACCCCAGAGUAGCAGUCAGGCAGUUUGUCUUUCAUGUAGGCUAUUGUGUCUGUAGGGAACAAUGUUUGAACACACUCUCCAACCUACAGUAUCUCAUCCCCAUUCUUCCAUAGCCAGGUUGGUAAUCCAGGUGAUAAUGCUGAACGAUUCAGGUCACUGAUAUACCAGUCACGUGGUCAGGACAGUGUGAUAUGUAAUAUGACAAUGGCUGGUGUCACAUACUCUUAGCAAUAGCAGGCCCUCUUGAUUAGUGCUAAAGGCACUAGAUGGCACAUUUCUUUUAGCUCAUAAGAAAUAACCCAAGUAUUUCCUCAGCUCACAGGACGAGCGAGAUUUGGCUGAUAAUGAUAGGCACAGUGACAUCAGCUUGACUACAAUUUUAGUACAUAAUAUACAGUAUAGUAGUGUGCCAUUUCCUCUUUUACCAUUCACCCUUCGUCUAUAGUCUCACCUUGUGUAAACAUGGCAUCUCAAUAGCUGACUUGUUAAGAGAAUAUAGCCUAAUGAACAUUGUUUGCUUCAGUCUUAAGUGUAUUAGUUAGGCUAUGGUGUCAGGUGUAGCCUAUUUAAAAGCGAACACUGAACUGCAUUUCCCAUCACACUGGCCAAUACUCAUAGAAAUAGGCCCCUUACAUUUUGUGCUGAUAUGUUGACCAUCAUACUAAACUUGAUGAUGAAAGUAUAAAGCCUAUUUAAGUUCAGACUUGAGCUGUCCUAAAUUAAUUUACAUGAAUAGGAUGAUUGAGUUUGCUCCUUGAUAUAAUUAGGUACACAAAGAGGUACUGAUUCAUCCUACUGCUGUCGUGUGUGUCUGUGUGAGAAAGACUACGACAGGCCUAUAUAUGACUCUCUGUCUCUCUCCUGUCCACAGUAAAGCGCUUCAGGGAGCCCAAGCAUGAGAGAAGACCCUGGAGGAUCUGGUAAGACAGCAGCCAUCUCACACCCACUCCCAACCAGCGUAUUCAAGCUUAUCCUCUUCAAUAUUGCUUCCUAGUUACAAUGUGUAUACUGAAAUGCAACUAAGAUAAACACAAGACUGGUGCAUGUUUGUAAUGUUAUGUUCAGCUUUUGAAGUAACUUGAAUGCUCAAGAGUUUUUAAAAUAUCUUCCUGUCCCGGCCAACUCUUCCAGGUUCCUGGACACCUCCAAACAGGCCAUUGGGAUGCUGUUCAUUCACUUUGCCAAUGUCUACCUGUCUGACCUCACAGAGGAGGACCCCUGCUCACUGUGAGUGUGUCUGUCUAUAUUUGUAUGUGUCCAUCAGUCAUUGUUUGUCUGUCUUUGUGCGUAUGACUAUGCCUCUGUAUUUGUGUGUAUGUAGUAUAGUCUCUUUAUAACAUUAUGUCCACCUCAACUUUGAAGUGGAUAAUGUCUCAUCUCUCUUCCUCAGUUACCUUAUUAACUUCCUCCUGGAUGCGUCUCUGGGCAUGCUGCUGAUCUAUGCCGGGGUGAGGGCUGUCAGUGCCAUUGUAGAGUGGAGGCAGUGGGACGCUCUACGCUUUGGAGAAUACGGUGAGGAUCAGGAUAUUUUUCAUAGCUGUCUAUUUACCACCACAAACCAAUGCUGGCAUUAAGAUUGCACUGAAUGAGUUGUACAAGGCCAUUAAUCAACAGGAAAACGCUCAUCCAGAUGCAGCGCUCCUAGUAGCCGGGGACUUUAAUGCAGGGAAACUUAAAUCCGUUCUACCUCAUUUCUACCAGCAUGUUAAAUGUGCAACCAGAGGGGAAAAAACUCUAGACCACCUUUACUCCACACACAGAGACGCAUAUAAAGCUCUCCCUCGCCCUCCAUUUGGCAAAUCUGACCAUAACUCUAUCCUCCUGAUUCCUGCUUAUAAGCAAAAACUGAAGCAGGAAGCACCAGUGAUUCGGCUAAUAAAAAAGUGGUCAGAUGACGCAGAUGCUAAGCUACAGGACUGUUUUGCUAGCACAGACUGGAACAUGUUCCGGGAUUCUUCAGACAGCAUUGAGGAGUACACCACAUCAGUCACUGGCUUCAUCAAUAAGUGCAUCGAUGAUGUCGUCCCCACAGUGACCGUACGUACAUACCCCAACCAGAAGCCAUGGAUUACAGGAAACAUCCGCACUGAGCUAAAGGGUAGAGCUGCCGCUUUCAAGGAACGGGACUCUAACCCGGACGCUUAUAAGAAAUCCCGCUAUGACCUCCGACGAACCAUCAAACAGGCAAAGAGUCAAUACAGGUCUAAGAUUGAAUCAUACUACACUGGCUCUGAUGCUCGUCGGAUGUGGCAGGGCUUGAAAACUAUUACAGACUACAAAGGGAAGCACAGCCGCGAGCUGCCCAGUGACACAAGCCUACCAGACGAGCUAAACCACUUCUAUGCUCGCUUCGAGGCAAGCAACACUGAAGCAUGCAUGAGAGCACCAGCUGUUCCGGACGACUAUGUGAUCACGCUCUCCGUAGCCGAUGUGAGUAAGACUUUUAAGCAGGUCAACAUUCACAAGGCCGCAGGGCCAGACGGAUUACCAGGACGUGUACUCCGAGCAUGUGCUGACCAACUGGCAAGUGUCUUCACUGACAUUUUCAACAUGUCCCUGACUGAGUCUGUAAUACCAACAUGUUUCAAGCAGACCACCAUCGUCCCCGUGCCCAAGAACUCUAAGAUAACCUGCCUAAAUGACUACCGACCCGUAGCACUGACGUCUGUAGCCAUGAAGUGCUUUGAAAGACUGGUCAUGGCUCACAUCAACAGCAUAAUCCCAGAAACCCUAGACCCACUCCAAUUUGCAUACCGCCCCAACAGAUCCACAGAUGAUGCAAUCUCUAUCGCACUCCACACUGCCCUUUCCCACCUGGACAAGAGGAACACCUACGUGAGAAUGCUAUUCAUUGACUACAGCUCAGCAUUCAACACCAUAGUGCCCUCUAAGCUCAUCACUAAGCUAAGGAUCCUGGGACUAAACACCUCCCUCUGCAACUGGAUCCUGGACUUCCUGACGGGCCGCCCCCAGGUGGUAAGGGUAGGUAACAACACAUCUGCCACACUGAUCCUCAACACGGGGGCCCCUCAGGGGUGCGUGCUCAGUCCCCUCCUGUACUCUCUGUUCACCCAUGACUGCAUGGCCAGCCACGACUCCAACACCAUCAUUAAGUUUGCCGACGACACAACAGUGAUAGGCCUGAUCACCGACAACGAUGAGACAGCCUAUAGGGAGGAGGUCAGAGAUCUGGCCGUGUGGUGCCAGGACAACAACCUCUCCCUCAACGUGACCAAGACAAAGGAGAUGAUUGUGGACUACAGGAAAAAAAAGAGGACUGAGCACGCCCCCAUUCUCAUCGACGGGGCUGUAGUGGAACAGGUUGAGAGCUUCAAGUUCCUUGGUGUCCACAUCACCAACGAACUAUCAUGGUCCAAACACACCAAGACAGUCGUGAAGAGGGCACGACAAAGCCUAUUCCCCCUCAGGAGACUAAAAAGAUUUGGCAUGGGUCCUCAGAUCCUCAAAAAAUUCUACAGCUGCACCAUCGAGAGCAUCCUGACUGGUUGCAUCACCGCCUGGUAUGGCAACUGCUUGGCCUCUGACCGCAAGGCACUACAGAGGGUAGUGCGUACGGCCCAGUACAUCACUGGGGCAAAGCUCCCUGCCAUCCAGGACCUCUAUACCAGGCGGUGUCAGAGGAAGGCCCUCAAAAUUGUCAAAGACUCCAGCCACCCUAGUCAUAGACUGUUCUCUCUGCUACCGCACGGCAAGCGGUACUGGAGUGCCAAGUCUAGGUCCAAAAGACUUCUCAACAGCUUCUACCCCCAAGCCAUAAGACUCCUGAACAGCUAAUCAUGGCUACCCGGACUAUUUGCACUGCCCCCCCACCCCAUCCUUUUUACGCUGCUGCUACUCUGUUAAGUAUUUAUGCAUAGUCACUUUAACUCUACCCACAUGUACAUAUUACCGGUGCCCCCGCACAUUGACUAUGCAACGGUACCCCCCUGUAUAUAUAGCCUCCCUACUGUCACUUUAUUUUACUGUAUAUAUAGCCUCCCUACUGUCACUUUAUUUUACUUCUGCUCUUUUUUUCUCAACACUUUUUUGUUGUUUUAUUCUUACUUUUUUGUUUAAAAUAAAUGCACUGUUGGUUAAGGGCUGUAAGUAAGCAUUUCACUGUAAUGUCUGCACCUGUUGUAUUCGGCGCAUGUGACCAAUAAAAUUUGAUUUGAUUUGAGAGUGUGUGUGUGUGGAUGAGAGAUCCUUUCACCCUGUAGUACACAUGAUGUCCAGAAGAGGGCAGAGGCUACCUCGUGCACUGCAGUGCUGCAAUGUCAUCCAGAUCAAACACAGUCGAUCACUGUUAACUUGUUCAACUCGGGCAGAGUUGGUUUAUGGAUGCCACAUUAAGCGAAACCUUUCCCUGGUUCUUUGAUUUAGAGGCGCAAUCUGCAGUUGAAAUAAUAACAAGGCAUUCGCCCUGCUUCUGUUUUAGUAAAAGGCUGAGAUGGACCUGGAGAAAUGUAACCAUUCUCAACAAAAAUUCAGAGAAGUGAGGACAUUUUUGCCAGUCCUCACUUGUAAAAUACUAUUUUAGAGUUAGGGUUAGAAUUGGGGUAAGGGAAAACAGGAUUUUGAAUGGGAAUCAAUUGUUGGUCUCCAAAAAGUCCUCAAAGGUAUAGUAAGACGUGUGUGUGUGUGUGUGUGUGUGUGUGUGUAGGAGAGCCGGUGCAGUGCACUGCGUGGGCGGGCCAGUGUGCUCUCUACAUCCUCAUCAUGAUGUUUGAGAAGGUCCUCAUCAUCCUGGUCCUACUCAUCCCACAGUGGAAGAAGGUGAGUAGGGGGCAUAAUGGGCAGGGUCCUGACCUAUGACCAUUUGUAUCAGUUUAGUUAUAUUAUGCCUGUGGAAAAUGUAUGAAUAAUAACAGUACUGUAAACUGUCUGUCGUUUUAACUCAUCUGUGUUAAUGUUUGUAUUUCCUGUCUUGUUUGUGUGCUUGUUGUGCUCAUAUUUGUGUGUCUGUGUGUCACAGCUGGCUCUCCUGAACCCCAUAAACAAUCCUCAGUUGGAGCUGGCCAUCGUCAUGCUCAUCGUCCCGUUCUUCGUUAACGUAAGUUAAGUGUGCAGUGCCUCUGUGAGGCAGGGCUCAAUUAAGAACAUAGUAUCAUAUGUAAUGGUAUUACUUCAUGGGUUGUUGUUUGCUACAACUAUGUGUAUUUUAUGUUUGUUGACAGAUUUUAGCCAAUUAGGCUUGUGUGUGUGUGUGUGAUCAAACUGUCUGUCAUGUGUGUGUCUGGUGGUGUUCUUGCUCAAUGGGCUGUGUAUCAUAUGUUGUCCUCAGGCCCUGAUGUUUUGGGUGGUAGAUAACUUCCUGAUGAAGAAGGGGCGGACAAAAGCCAAGCUGGAGGAGCGGGAGGUGGGGGAGGACGUGCGGGGCAACCGUAAGGUGCGCUACAGACGGGCACUCUCCCACGACGACUCAGAGUCUGAG